GCUGGAAUAAAAGCGGGGCAGAAAAGGCGCCGGCCGGGCCCGAUACACACCAGUAAGAACCGGGCGGCUGCAGAGCCGGAGCCCGAGCCGGAGCCCGAGCCGGAGCCGGGCCGCCGCGCCUCGCCUCGCCUCGCCUCGCCAUGGCGCCCACCCUGGCCACUGCCCAUCGGCGCCGCUGGUGGAUGGCCUGCACGGCCGUGCUGGAAAACCUCCUCUUCUCGGCAGUCCUCCUGGGCUGGGGCUCGCUGCUCAUCAUGCUCAAGUCGGAGGGUUUUUACUCCUACCUGUGUACUGAGCCAGAGAAUGUCACCAAUGGCACAGUGGGGGGCACAGCAGAGCCGGAGCACGAGGAGGUGAGCCGAAUGAAUGGCUGGCUCAGCUGCAAGGCCCAGGAUGAGAUGCUAAACUUGGCCUUCACCGUGGGCUCCUUCCUGCUCAGUGCCAUCACCCUGCCUCUGGGCAUCGUCAUGGACAAGUACGGCCCAAGGAAGCUCAGGCUGCUGGGCAGUGCCUGCUUUGCUGUCUCCUGCUUGCUGAUUGCAUACGGAGCAAGUAACCCAAGCUCUCUCUCUGUGCUCAUCUUCAUCGCCCUGGCUCUGAAUGGCUUUGGUGGGAUGUGCAUGACAUUCACCUCAUUAACACUGCCCAACAUGUUUGGUGACCUUCGGUCCACAUUUAUUGCCUUGAUGAUUGGAUCCUAUGCCUCCUCAGCAGUCACCUUCCCAGGAGUCAAGGUCAUCUACGACUUCGGCGCCUCCUUCAUCGUCAUGCUCGUGGUCUGGGCCGGCUGCUCCGGGCUGGUUUUCCUCAACUGCUUCUUUAACUGGCCCCUGGAGCCCUUCCCGGGCCCAGAGGACAUGGACUACACGGUGAAGAUCAAGUUUAGCUGGCUGGGCUUUGACCACAAGAUCACCGGGAAGCAGUUCUACAAGCAGGUGACCACGGUCGGGCGCCGCCUCAGCGUGGGCAGCUCCAUGCGGAGCGCCAAGGAGCAGGCGGCACUGCAAGAGGGCCACAAGCUGUGCCUGUCCACCGUCGACCUGGAAGUCAAGUGCCAGCCCGAUGCCACAGCGGCCCCCUCGUUCAUGCAGAGCGUGUUCAGCCCCAUCCUGCUGCUCAGCCUGGUCACCAUGUGUGUUACUCAGCUGCGCCUCAUCUUCUACAUGGGCGCCAUGAACAACAUCCUCCAGUUCCUGGUCAGCGGCGACCAGGACGUAGUGGGUCUCUACACCUCCAUCUUCGGUGUGCUCCAGCUGCUCUGCCUGCUCACGGCCCCCGUCAUUGGCUACAUCAUGGACUGGAGGCUGAAGGAGUGUGAAGAUGCCCCUGAGGAGCCUGAGGAGAAAGACGCCAACCAAGGUGAGAAGAAGAAGAAGCGGGACCGGCAGAUCCAGAAGAUCACCAACGCCAUGCGGGCCUUUGCCUUCACAAACCUGCUGCUCGUGGGCUUUGGGGUGACUUGCCUCAUUCCCAACCUGCCUCUACAGAUCCUCUCCUUCAUCCUGCACACGAUUGUGCGAGGAUUCAUCCACUCUGCCGUCGGGGGCCUGUAUGCUGCUGUGUACCCCUCCACGCAGUUUGGCAGCCUCACGGGCCUGCAGUCCCUGGUCAGUGCACUCUUCGCUCUCCUGCAGCAGCCCCUGUUUCUGGCUAUGAUGGGUCCCCUGCAGGGAGACCCUCUGUGGGUGAAUGUGGGGCUGCUUGUCCUGAGCAUGCUGGGCUUCUGCCUUCCCCUCUACCUCAUCUGCUACCGGCGCCAGCUGGAGAGGCAGCUGCAGCAGAAGAGGGAGGAUGAGAAGCUUUUCCUCAAGCUCAACGGCUCGUCCAACCGGGAGGCUUUUGUGUAGUACCCACCACCUCGGAACUGUGGCGUCCCGCCCUUGCUUCAGUGACUCAACGGUGUCCUCCCCACCCCAGAGGACCUCCACGCACCCCUAGGAUCCUGUCCUUCACCAUGUUGGAGUCCUCGCUCCCUCCCAGGGCCCUGGUCCUGCCUCGGAGCUCUGCGGUGGAAGGAUGGGAGAGGGCCCGGUCAGGCGCUUCUCCUGCUGGAAGCAGAGGCGCUCUGGACUGCGCUCAGCCACCCUCGAGGGGCCCUGGAGCCUCGGGGCUCCGUGGUGCCUGCAGGAGCAGCCAGGAGGACCCCGGGCGGGCAGGCCCUCUCCGCCCAGUGUGUCGAGAUUCCGCCUCUUGCCAAAGCAGAGGAGUCUGCCGUCUACUGCCCACCACCUGCCCCUCGGCUGCAUGUCCACCAACCACGCCUGCUGAGGACAAAGGCUUGCACUGUCUGUACCCGCCUCGCCUGGCCCCUCACCUCCUCCCCCGGCCAGUCUGAGCUGCCUGAGGAAGGAAGGACCCGCUUCCUGUUGUCGGUGCUAUAACUCCUUUGUGAUUCCAGCCCCCUGUGGCCUGUCCUCCUGUUCGAGGCCUGUGGAGAAGGCCCCCUGGCUGAAAGCCUGGGGAGGGGAUGGAGGGCUGGAUGGUCACAUGUGGCCCAGGAGCUGUGGUCAAGACCGAGCAGCAGUCCCUUCCCUCCUCCCGGAGGGCCUGAGCCAGGGACACGUUUCCACUGCCACCCUCUGUCCAGUCUGUGACCUGAAGGGAAUUAAAGGGGCACCACACACACAAACACACGCGUGUGUACGCGCGCGCACACACACACACACACACACACACACACACACACACACACAGCUGUUUUCGUGGGGGUGGAAGUCAAGAUGUGGCUGACAGACGUGGAGGUCCAGGCCCGGGUGGGAAGGUGGAUUUGUGAGAGACCUAGGGGUGUGUGUGCAUGUGGGUUGUGUGCACGUGUCCUGUGCAUGAGAGAUGUGUGUGGGAUGGUGGUGGGAUGUGGGCGCUGGGGGUCUACCCUCAUCCUCCCAGAGCUACCCCGAGUCCGACAGGCCCGCAGCAAGCCCAGCGCCCAGGAGCCAGCCCCGCUCAGGUUUGGGAGCUUGUCCCAGGCUGCAGGGCCACAGCGCCCCCUGCUGGCAGACUUUCCAAGGGCCCUGGAGCUGUUUAUGUGGGCGAGGCCCCCUUUGCCAGGCGGGCCUGGCUUACCAACCCACCCACCUUGACUGCCCUCAGAAAUGUGUCUGAGGCUUCCUGGGAGCUCUGAGAGGGGUGGGUUUAUAUUUAGGUGAAUUGUUUUGGUGGUGGUUUUUUUUUUUUCUUUUAAGUUUUAUCAGACUCCUUUUUAUAAAGCAAUAAAUCCAUUUUCCUCCUGGUAAGGGAUGCCCCUUCUAGCACAUCAGUUAAUGACGACAUGUGCCUGUUUUGAGCUUGAGAAGAAAAGGCAAGAGAAGAUCUUCUG
Messenger RNA from Mesoplodon densirostris (Blainville's beaked whale), 3316 nucleotides. It is a transcript of the gene SLC43A2, whose product is annotated as solute carrier family 43 member 2. The record is from RefSeq and is a predicted model, not a curated record. The transcript has 14 exons. Lineage: Eukaryota; Metazoa; Chordata; Mammalia; Artiodactyla; Ziphiidae. Gene Ontology annotation, biological process: transmembrane transport; neutral amino acid transport. Gene Ontology annotation, molecular function: neutral L-amino acid transmembrane transporter activity; L-amino acid transmembrane transporter activity. The coding region runs from base 141 to 1847 and encodes 568 amino acids.